Molecule: messenger RNA, 1782 nt
Organism: Brenthis ino (lesser marbled fritillary)
Lineage: Eukaryota; Metazoa; Arthropoda; Insecta; Lepidoptera; Nymphalidae
Source: the annotation of a GenBank genome assembly
AUGGCUCUUGAUAGUAAAAAAACUGAAAAAGACAACGAGGCUUUAGAUAAACCAUAUACAGCUAAUGGAGGCAAUAACUUAUUCGCGAAUGACGCUAUUAGGAAUAGUUUUAAUAAAAAUAAUAUAAGCAAAGAUAAGGCUGAUAUAAAAAAAGAAGCUAUAGACAGCGACGACUUAAAAAAGUUAAAUAUAUUUCAGAGAGCAAGAUGUAUGAUGUCUUUGAUCACCGUAGAACCUAUUUUAGCAUGUUACGUAAUGCCGUCCGUCCUUUCAGCUUUAGCAACACAGAAUUUGUAUUUAGAAAAAGCUUGUAGAGUUAAUUUAGCUUUCGAUCAUCAUAUAUGCGAUGCUUUGACUAAAAGACAAACGACCAAUUAUACAUUUGAAGAAGAAGCAGUCCAGACGUUGGUGGCCUCAGUGGCAGGAUGGAAAACAGUAUUACAAUCCUUUCUACCUUGUGGCAUACUAAUAUUUCUUGGAGCUUACAGCGACAGAGUCGGACAGAGAAAGUUCUGUAUGCUUUUGCCUAUCGUAGGAGAGUUUUUAACUAGUAUAGGUCUAAUAGUUAAUACUUACUUCUUUCAUCAAUUACCAGUGGAAGUAGCAGCUGUAACAGAAGCAAUAUUUCCAGCUUUGACUGGAGGUUGGUUUACUAUGUUCAUGGGUGUGUUCAGUUAUAUAGCGGAUGUGACGACAGAGGAACAAAGGACGUUAAGAAUAGGAAUAGUGAAUCUAUUUUAUUCCUUGGGAGUGCCUGUAGGUGCGGCUCUUAGUGGAAUAUUGGUGCGAAAGAUUGGCUUGUACGGUGUUUUUUCCUUGAGUGCAACUUUGUAUGUCUUAAGUUUCUUCUAUGGGUUUUACAGAAUAAAAGAAGUUAAAAGAGAAGAUAUUAGUGUGAAGAAAACUGCGAAUUGUUGUGAAUGGCUGCGAAAUUUCUUUGACACGCGUUACGUUAAAGAUACUCUUAUGGUGGCAUUCAAACCUGGUCCCAACAAUCGGAGACUGAGGGUGAUCAUGCUCGUGGUUGUUUUAUGUGUUGUAAUAGGACCUAUAUAUGGCGAGAUGUCUGUGAUGUAUUUGUUUACAAGAUAUCGUUUCAACUGGAAUGAAGUGGAUUUUAGCAUGUUUUCUACUUACGCCAUGUGCACUUCCCUAGUGGGUACUCUUUUUUCUGUCGGUGUGUUCAGCCACCUGUUAAAAUUUGAUGACGCUAUUAUUGGAGUUAUAUCUUGUACGAGCAAGAUAUUAUCUGGCUUUAUGUACGCGUUCGCAACCAAGACAUGGCACAUUUACAUAGCACCACUUAUUGAAAUAUUCAAUGGCACUUCAUUUAUUGCGAUGAGGUCGAUGGUUUCGAAGCUGGUUGACAGGGACGAAUUAGGUAAAGUAAAUUCAUUUUUCGGCGUAGCAGAAGCAAUGAUGCCGUUAGUUUACGCUCCAAUGUACACUACAGUAUACACAGCUACCAUUAAGACAUUUCCCGGCGCUUUCUUUCUCCUUGGCGGUGGACUUACUGUGCCAGCUGUACUUAUAUUCUUAUGGUUGUAUUUGGCAAAUAAGAAACAUGGUGAUGUAAUACAAGAAAGCAACAAAACUGCCAAAGCGGAAGCCAUAAUUGAAAAAAAUGGUAUAGAAAAUAAAGCUUUUGAAAUUGAAGAUAGCAAAAUUUCUCCCAAAACAGAUGACAAUCAUGUACCGGUUCCCGAUACUUUGGAGAAAAACGUAAACCAGUCGCAAAUUGAAAUGGGAUUCACUGAAAGCAUGCUUUGUACUAGUAAAUUG